Molecule: messenger RNA, 9985 nt
Organism: Camelus dromedarius (Arabian camel)
Lineage: Eukaryota; Metazoa; Chordata; Mammalia; Artiodactyla; Camelidae
Gene: RALGPS2
Product: Ral GEF with PH domain and SH3 binding motif 2
Exons: 21
Coding region: 300-2048 (582 amino acids)
Biological process (GO): positive regulation of GTPase activity; Ras protein signal transduction
Cellular component (GO): plasma membrane
Molecular function (GO): guanyl-nucleotide exchange factor activity
Source: RefSeq, a predicted model, not a curated record
GGCCGGCGCUGAAUGAGAGACGCCGACUGCUCUGGUCGCCGAGCGCUAGCCUAGGCGGCGGCGGCGGCGGCAAAGCGGCGGAGCGGGAGGCCGGCGCCGUCUUUCCAUCCUCCGAGGCGUCUGCCGCGGCUGCACAGUUUGGACUUGUGGAUAUAUUUUUCUGUAGGUCUGUGUCGUUCAGAUCCUGCCACUUAAAGAUGUGGGUACAGGGGGAUAAUAAUGUAUCUGUGGCCUUGGACGUGAAGCAAGCCAUCUUCUGUUGCUGUUAAACUGCGUCAGGGACUGAUGUUGUGGGAAGCAUGGACCUAAUGAACGGGCAGGCAAGCAGUGUUCAUGCUGCUGCUGCUUCCGAGAAAAGUAGCAGUUCUGAAUCAUUAAGUGACAAAGGUUCUGAAUUGAAGAAAAGCUUUGAUGCUGUGGUAUUUGACGUUCUUAAGGUUACACCAGAAGAAUAUGCGGGUCAGAUAACGCUAAUGGAUGUUCCAGUAUUUAAAGCCAUUCAACCAGAUGAGCUUUCAAGUUGUGGAUGGAAUAAGAAAGAAAAAUAUAGUUCUGCACCAAAUGCAGUUGCCUUCACAAGAAGAUUUAAUCAUGUAAGCUUUUGGGUUGUUAGAGAGAUUCUUCAUGCUCAAACAUUGAAAAUCAGAGCAGAAGUUUUGAGCCACUAUAUUAAAACUGCUAAGAAACUUUACGAGCUGAAUAAUCUUCAUGCGCUUAUGGCAGUGGUUUCUGGCCUACAGAGUGCCCCAAUUUUCAGGCUGACUAAAACAUGGGCGUUAUUAAGUCGAAAAGACAAAACUACCUUUGAAAAAUUAGAAUAUGUAAUGAGUAAAGAAGAUAACUACAAAAGACUCAGAGACUAUAUAAGUAGCUUAAAGAUGACACCUUGCAUUCCCUAUUUAGGUAUCUAUCUGUCAGAUUUAACAUACAUUGAUUCAGCGUACCCAUCAACGGGCAGCAUUCUAGAAAAUGAGCAAAGAUCAAAUUUAAUGAAUAACAUCCUUCGCAUAAUUUCUGAUUUACAGCAGUCCUGUGAAUAUGAUAUCCCCAUGUUGCCUCACGUCCAAAAAUACCUGAACUCCGUUCAGUAUAUAGAAGAGCUGCAGAAGUUUGUCGAAGAUGAUAAUUACAAGCUUUCAUUAAAGAUAGAACCAGGGACAAGCACACCUCGUUCUGCUGCUUCCAGGGAAGAUUUAGUAGGUCCUGAAGUAGGAGCAUCUCCACAAAGUGGAAGAAAAAGCAUGGCAGCCGAAGGAGCCCUGCUACCACAGACACCGCCAUCCCCCAGGAACCUGAUUCCGCAUGGACAUAGGAAGUGCCAUAGCUUGGGUUAUAAUUUCAUUCAUAAAAUGAACACAGCAGAGUUUAAGAGUGCAACGUUCCCGAACGCGGGGCCAAGACACCUGCUAGAUGACAGCGUCAUGGAGCCCCAUGCGCCGUCUCGAGGCCAAGCUGAAAGCUCUACUCUUUCUAGUGGAAUCUCAAUAGGUAGCAGUGAUGGCUCUGAACUAAGUGAAGAAACCUCAUGGCCUGCUUUUGAAAGGAACAGAUUAUACCAUUCUCUCGGCCCGGUGACAAGAGUGGCACGAAAUGGCUAUCGAAGCCACGUGAAGGCCAGCAGUUCUGCAGAAUCAGAAGAUUUGGCAGUACAUUUAUAUCCAGGAGCUGUCACUAUUCAAGGAGUUCUCAGGAGGAAAACUUUGUUAAAAGAAGGCAAAAAGCCUACAGUAGCAUCUUGGACAAAGUAUUGGGCAGCUUUGUGUGGGACACAGCUUUUCUACUAUGCUGCCAAGUCUCUAAAGGCUACAGAAAGGAAACAUUUCAAAUCAACAUCAAAUAAGAACGUAUCUGUAGUAGGAUGGAUGGUGAUGAUGGCUGAUGACCCGGAACAUCCAGAUCUCUUCUUGUUGACUGACUCUGAGAAAGGAAAUUCAUACAAGUUUCAAGCUGGCAAUAGGAUGAAUGCAAUGCUGUGGUUUAAGCAUCUGAGUGCAGCCUGCCAAAGUAACAAACAACAGGUUCCUACAAACUUGAUGACUUUUGAGUAAAAGCCUGAGAAAGAACAAGGCCAACCGUUACCCUGAGUGAAAGUGAGGCCCUGACUGUAGAGCGCCAGCUGUAAACCAGUCCAGUGCCAGGAGGAGCCGGAGGUUCCGUCUCAGCCUCUCGCGUUCUGAACCAAAAAAGCACUAAUUUCAGGGAAUGAAGUGAGAUAUUCCCAGAGAACAAAUUGGAGUUGCAAAACAAACUGCCAUGGACCAUGCUUCUUAUCUCUGAACUGACCUGUGGAAACCACUGCCUUAAAAGAAUGAAAGGAAAACCAACAUGAAACACCAAAUAGUGUGUGUGAAUCUUCUGGCGGUGCUGUGCUUGGAAUAGAUCGUAGCUCAUUUGCAUUUCUUUUAACUUUGUACUAAUUUUGGAGGGGGGAAUCGCCUUUUUUAAACACACUUUAGAAGGAAAAACAUACUUCUUAUGGGUUACAUCAGGAGCUGGUUUUGAACUGAGGUGGAAAGUUAACUCCAACUGAAUAGGGUUCUACCAGCAGCCUCCUCGGGAGGCCUGUGGGAGCCUCCACGAGCCUGCAGCCUCACUCCCUUUCUCACAGCAAGAGUGUAGGAAUUAGAAGCGUUAAUAAUGUGAGUUGUUGGGGUUUGUUUGGGAUUUGGGGAGGGGGGGUGUAUUUUGUUUUGAAUAGGGGGAGAUUUUUUUUAAACACUAAACUUCUGAAAUUUAGUACUGUAUGAGGAACAUUAUUUCCUGCAUUAGGUAUAAAGGUUGAAUGUUCAUAUGCCAGACUUUUUUUUCAGGUGGGCUCCAGAAAACAUGGUUGUUUUUAACUGAGUUUAAAGCUUAGCCUUCUACAUGAAUUUGUUGUUGGACCACAGAUCUGCUUCGUAGAGAACUGUAAUCCCAACCUGAACUUUUCUAAGAAGAUUUUACAAUAACUAACUACAUUUUCAAGUUAGUCAGAUUGUCUCAUCUGCCACUCACGGGUGAUGCUUGUCAUCAAGGGUGGUGUGUUGCUAUUUUGUCAAAAUAUUUUCUUUUACAGUGUUUAAUGUGCACAAUGCCAGGUUUUUUUUUAUUAUUAUUGAUUUUCAUUAUUUUUUGUUCAACAUGAGAUUCAGGAUCACAUUUGUUUAAAAGAGAUCCUACAUAUGUUUGUAUGCAUGUACGUAUUUUAUUAUAAGGCAUACAGAAUAAAUUUCAAAGGGAGAAAGGUCAAAGAUUGAGAUCCUGGAAAUUUUAAGUAUCAAAACUAAAUGUGUUCCUUCUUGCACAACUUUCCUUUAUUACAAACAUUUUUCUGAAAACUGUAGGUCCUACCAUGAAACCAUAUUUUGUCAGUAGUUGAUCAAGCAGUUUUGUGAGAGCUCUUCUAUGCAAUAAUGCAUUUAACUUCCAAAAUAAAUGUGGAGUUAAAAACAAAAUUUGAAGGUGAAAUGCCUUAGAAUUUGAACAAAAAAAAUGGCACUUGAACAAAGAUUCUGUAUUGGAUGUUAUAAACUCAGGAGGCAUCCAUCGUGAAUGUUGGCCAUGGCCCAGAGUAAGAAAUGUUUUUUUGACUGACAACUUCUGGUAGACUUCUGUUACCAGUGGGCCUCAUGUAAAAUUUCUCAGAUUUGUAUCCUUAGAGAAUUUUAUACUUUUUUUGUCAUAUGUAUUUUACCCAUGAGUCCAUGAAACUUAAAUAGAAAAUACUGCUUAUUAGAAUAGUUAGCUAAAAAUCUGUCUAUUGGGAAGUAGAAGAGCUUUCUCUCAGUGCUAAGUGUUUUAAUUUAGUUUUCUGUUUGGAAAGGAUUUAAAGAGUUCAUAUAUUUUUCUCACGUAGCACAGUUAGAAAUACCGUUAUUCCUGGUUUUGUGGGAAGUGACAUGAGCUGGCGAGGGCAGCGUGAGCCUGUGCCAGUGACUCGGGCUGCGGGCCUCCCAGCCCGGCCCGCGCUCUAGGGCGCCCCCUGCGCAGCCAGCCUAGCAGUGUUUCUCCGUACACCUUGCACAGCUGACUUUUGUUUCGCAUUUUUUUUUAAUUUUCUUAAUUUGUUUAUUUCUCUUCAGAAAUAAGUGUUUUUUUUUAACAGUGUAUGUGCUUUUUUAAAAAUAUUGUGGAUAAGAACCCUGUGGAUUUUUUAUUAUUUUGUCUGUUUGUCAUAAAUAAGCUACCGUAGAUAAGUUGCAGGCUAACGGUGUCCGUGGAGAUGCGCAGCUAGACGUCAGAGCCUGACAGCACAGUUUGCCAAAGAGAGAGCUCAGCUGGGAGAUGUGUUUGAUGUUUCCAGCGCUAAACGUGAGGAUGCUUGCACAGAGUGAGACUGGUGUUCAGGUUCGGUGAAUAGUCCGUAUGUGGAUUGUGGCCUCUGACUGACUGAAACUCUUGCCCGUGCACCAGAAGUCACCAUUGUUUUUCUGUCUUCAGAUUUGUCCCUUCAAAAAUUGCUCAUUGCUUUUGAAGAUUACUUUAGCAUUUGAAGCGAAGAGACCAGUGAGAGAAGUGAAUUGAAAUUGUGGAUUUUACUCAUGGUGAUCUAUCAUUCACCAAAUGAUACCUAAUAAUAAUUCAAGCAAAAAUAAAUGGUACCAAAAUAUAUUAACUAUUUAAGUAGUUUAUUCGUGGGAAAGUGAAAUUUUUCUCCUCUUAUUAGGCCUACCCCUUAAAAAAUUAGUAAAUUAGUAACUCAAAAGCUUGAAACUUCUGUCAUUACUAAGCUCAUUUAUUUCUCCGAGUGAAAAAGAACUCAUUGGACAUUCCAUUAUAAUUUAAGUUUAAGCUGGUUUUUGAUGAGCAUAAUGGUUGUGUUACCAGCCUAGUGUAGCAGUAGAUUACCAGCCCAAACACAGUUUGAGGCACGUCUCAUUUAAUAGUUGAUUUGAACAUGAAAACUUAUUUUUCACGCAGAAGUAACUUGACAGGUUUUAAAAUAUAACUAUAUAACGACCUUCAGGAGCACUGUUUUUGGUUUUCUGCCCCCUCUGUGUUUGAACUCUGCUUAUUUUUUUCAGAGGCAUCUUUUUUACUGUUACCUUCAAACUGUUGAGAAUUUUUAAAACUGAUCAUACGCACCUUCCUAUUACAUUUUCUUCACUGUGUAUAUAUUAUUUGUGUAAACAUUACAGAAAGGGAUCCAACAAUUCGAGUUUGAGUAUUUGUUUCUCCCCAGGCAUGUGCUUCAGUGACAGAUGUUCUCCUGUGUGGAAAAGGCCACGAGACUGGCACUGCCUUCUGUGUGGACUGUCUUGGUACUGAGUCUGUCUGUAGGUCAAGAACUAGGGUGUUUGUAGCUGCAAAGUUAUACUAAUGGCUUUACUCCUCUCCUAGAAGAUUUAUAAAGCUGCCCAAGGUGCACUGUUAUAGAAGGAAAAAAUGUUUACAGUCUGCAGUGUAUACACUCUAUAUAUUAGUUGAAACCAGGGCCCUCUGAGAGCAGCCUGACCUGUUGCUCUCUUGGGGUUACUAGAAUUUACCUGGCCAAAUAAUUUGAGCAGAAGUCUUUUUUUUUUUUUUUUAAGGUUAAAUCUGUAAGCUAUAUAUGCCUUUACUACUGAAAACAAAACUAUAGGACAUCAUAUUAAUUAGAAAUCAAUAAUAGUAGAUUUAAUCCAUUAACUUUUUAAAAGAAUAUAUCCACCACUGAUUUCCUUCCUGUUUUUUGAGGCACAUUUCUGUACAGUGAGUUUUUAAACCACCAUUUUAUCUUUUGCAAAACAAGGGGUACCAGUGUUGCUUAACAGAAGAUAAUCUUCAAUUUUAAAAAAUCCUCUGCUUCAAAGCCUGUUGACAUAGUUGGAUCCCUUCUUGAAAAUGAAGAUGAAUUCGACGGUGUCCCAGUGGAACAGAUGGUACUGUUACUGCAUGACUAGGUGAUGCCAGGCAGGUGGUGAGGCUUGUCUGACCUCUUCAGUGACCUUUUAGGGUUUGCUUUCAUUUUCUCUCCUCUUUUGUAGUAUUUCUUUCAAACAUAGUAAAUGUAUGAUUUUACAGCUGGAGUGGUAUUCUGGUUUUUUUCUAACAUUGUUAUUUAAUCACCUUGAUGAUAAUUAUUUUCCCAUGUGAAGUCAACCUUUUCAAAAUGAUUUAAGUAUUUUUGGUUUUGCUCCCUUAAAAAUGGCUUGUGUCUAAAGAUGACUAUUUUUUUUUUCUGUUUAGAGGAUUCUAAUGAAAGAGAUCUGUGCAUUCAAACUAUUGGGCUUUUUGAAAGUAGUUUCAUUACAUCAGUAUCUCAAGUAGUGUGGGGAAAAUUUGGUUAGUGCCUUAUCGAUUUGAAGACCAAUUUUAGGGCAUUGAGCACAACAGUCAUUUGCCCUCUUACUCCUCCUGUUUCAGGAGUGUGUGCUAUCCCUCUCGCCACCAGCUUAGCCUUUCUCACAGCAAGUCUGAGAACAUGUGUACAGAUAACUCUAGGUCGUUGUUGCAGAUCAGCUUGGUUUUGAGUCUUUUUAGGCAAGCUCUGUCCCUGCUCCUCUCCUUCCAGGAUAGAUUAAAAAUAAACCCACCCAAAUCGGCUUUCAGAUGAGCAUUCAUCAGAACAACUUUGAAGAGCAUCCAUCCAGCUGAGUUUAUUUUUAUUUUGUGUUACUGAAAUUGUUUUGAACAUAGAUUUAAUUAUAAAUCCAUUUUAGAAAAUCCCUGAAAGAAUAUGAUACAGCCAGAAAUAUUUGUUUGGGUUUUAUUAAUGCUACUGAAAUCCUGAAAUGAGCAUCCCCUUUGGCCAGAAAUGAGAUUUAGUUCGGUUCAUUUUUGUAUUUAAAUAAGACUCAGAACAAACAAGCAGUCACUUAGCCUACCCGUUAUUGUUUACUUAAAAAUAUUACAGCAGGAAAGUGAAAACAACUCUAAAAUACAAAGUAAAGAGAAGUUAAGGGACUAAGCUAGCUUUCUCAGUAAAAACACAGCUUGGAUGUGUUUCGCUUCUCCGAGAUUGCUGCAGGCUCCGGAGCUAGUGUCGUUCAGCUGAGCCAGGACACUGUUUUCACAUUUUUUAAAGGGCUAGUAUGUUCCAGAAUAAGCAAGUAGAUGUAGUCUUUAAAGACAAAUAAAGGGUUACCUGGUCCUUGAGGGUUAUUAGUAGAAUUUAAAUUUUUAUUCUAGUCAUUUGGACUGCAAAGUAGUGAUGAGAUUAAAGGAACACAUAGAGUCCUUUGGGAUUGAACUUUUUUUAAUAGACAAGCAGAAAAUGUCAUAAUUAGCUGUGCUUUAGAUACCAGGUAACAAAUCUUCAUUUUCCCCUGAAGGUAUCACCUAUUAACAACUGUUCGCAGAGACAGUCCAAUAAUCAUUGACUUACUAGGUCUGACAGAGUAGCUGAUAAGAAGUCACCAGACUCUUGAGGGUUUCUACACCUUGACGCAUCCAUUGUCUUACUGCCGACUGGAAUGUGUAUGUGUGGGGAGGGGGGCGGGGAACUCCUUCACAGCGUAAUCUAAAGGAGAUGAAAAGCAUCUGUGGGGGUAAAUACCCAGUGAUGACGAUAUACAGGAAAACGCAAGCCAUUUUUACUCUCCUUUAUCCCGGUUAACCUGAGGUACUAAGGAUGCAACACUCGUUUUGCACUAUGACCUCCUGGAGUGAUGUGCAGCUCGAUUCCUCUCUCACUUUUUGUUUCUGUUUAAUACGCAAAUGUGAGUGUGAGAUCUUCAGUGUGUUUGCAUAAGCUAACUUAAAAUGAAUUUAAGUACAGUUUUCUGAAAUAUUUCUAUUGGAAUAAAUUACUUAAAAACAUAGGUUGUCUGGGGAUAAUUUGUUUUCAUAUUUACACUUUUAUCAUUAACUUUUAAAUAAAUUCUCCAACUUGAUUUUUUUUUCCCCUUUCUAAACUAGUCGACAGGGUUUCUGUUGGUACAGGGAAGCUUCUGUCUGCAUGAACUUCAGCUGCUCUUCUCUGUGCCAGAACAAAGAUGUGCCCAGCCUGCUGACAGGUGGGACCGUGGGGAAUGGAGGUCAAGGGUAUUAUUUCCAACCGUAUCUCCCACUCCGAGUAUAUGACAUGAUGUGACCAUUCCCCAGAGGCCCUUUUUGCUAAUGCUGUAUUUUAUGGAGUCUAAAACAUGAUGCUUUUUCACAUCUUAUCAUUUCUGAGAACAGAAUCCAUCUUCCAGCCUAUGGAGCCUUAACUCAGAAGAACAGAGAAAGACCUGUAUUGAGUCUCCUGUACGUCGUGGGCUAGGGUGCUGGUUUUGCCCUAAGAAGCUUGAGAAACCUCCAGACAGGGUUGAAUGCCCAGUGUCUGGACAGACCAUAACUCAAUUUUCAACAAUUUUCUCUGCUUUUUGGUAGCCUCUGAAAUUUUUCACUGUCCCUGUACUGAAAGCAAAAGAGAGUGACCGUUCUCUGAUGGAGUCAGCCUGUGUUUACCUCGCACGGCACCCUCUUUGUCUCACAUCCGUUCUCAUGAAUGCGUGCUGAGUUUCUGAGUUGCCCUUUCUGCUUCCUUGGUCGUUUGUCCCUGAGCCAGCACCAUGUUGUCUUCAUUGCUGUAUGGCUGUGCGAGUCUUGACGUCUGGUGAGGUAGUUACAUCAUUCCUCAAAUUUGCCUUUGCUGUCCUUCACUCUUUCAUCCUCCCUAUGAAUUCUAGGAUCAGUGUGUCAAGUCCAGUGAAAACCCUGUUGGUAUUUUUAUUGGAAUGUCUUUGACUUUAUAGAUUAAUAUGAGAAUAACAGUUUGAAAAGUUUAUUUCAUCUCUGAGCACGAACUAUCUCUCCAUUUAUUUAGGGUUUCCAAUGUCUCUCAAUAAUGUUUUGCAGUUUUCUCCCUACUGGUUCCGUCCAUCUUUUGUUGGUUUAUUCCUAGGGAAACUAGUUUUAGUUUCUACCGUGAAUUACUUGUGUAUAGGAGUGCUGUUGGUUUUUGUGAAUACUUGACAUCCUGCAGUCUUACUGAAACCCCUCAUCUAGUUCUGAUGGUUUGUCCAGUAUGAUUCUGUUGUCAUAUUAGCUGCAAAUAAGGUGAUUGAUUGGGAGAAAAUAUUUGGAGUUAAUAAAACAAAGGAUUCAUGUCAAGAAUAUACAAGGAAUUUUUGCAAAUUAAUGCAAAAAUUUAUUCCAUAGAAGAAUGUGCUAAAGGAUAUGAGUAGACAGUUUACAGAAGGAAGCCUAUGUGGGUAAUUUAUGAAAAGGUGCACAAUCUCCCUAGUAGAGAAAUCAUCAGAGAGCUGUCCCAUUGUAUCUGUCAAACUGGUGAGGCCGUGCCAGAGACCCUCUGGGCAACAUUAGGGAAAUCGGGUUUGUGCAGAGAGCAAAAGAAUUAAGAAUUCCAACACAGGAUCACUCACUAGCUGCCUGAUCCUGAGCAGGUGACUUUACCUUCUUUCUCAAGUUCCUCAUCUUUAAAAUGUACACGAAGACAAGCCCACCUCCCAGAGUGGUGAGGCUAAACUUAGCUCAUGCAGAGCGGGGCCAGCGCUGGGAAGGGCCGUCGUGGUGAGUUGGUGGUUGUUACCCUGUAGCCUGCCAGCUCGGCUCUUGGAGUCAGGUACGAGGAGUGGGGUUAGAGGUGGAGGGGAAAUUUUAAAUAAUACAAGAGAGGUGUCUGUGCAUAGUUAAGUCACAGUGAACUGAGAAAUGUCUUCUUGUACACCAAGUAAAGAAAUAAGCCAGGUAUAGUCAUCACAGACAACCGGCAAGUCGAGAAAAACGUGGAGAAAAGCCUCUUAAAAAAGAACCCCCGUUUAUUAUUGUUGAUUAUUAAGACCAGCAUUUCACCCACCUGGUGCUACUUUAUGACGAUGACUUCUGAACACCACCCCAAACCGCCUAAGUCAGAAUAUGAGGACAAUGCCUGGUGCAGGCUAAAAUUUGAAUUCCAUUUGGGCUGAUUUGCUCACAGCCCAAGCUCAACUAAAAGUAACAAUUACUGAAUUUAUUGUGCUGUUGCCUAGCUGUCAAAGCCAACUUGUUCAUCCAGUUUAGGUUCAGAACCUGUUAGCAUCUAUAUGAAGCCGUCGUGGAAGAAAAAACAAAAAAAAAAAAACUAUUUUAUUGCCAGAAA